AUGGAGUCAAUAUCGCGACUUAGAAGUGUACUUUUAACAAGCCUAAGUUCUCGUGGACAUGGAGAGCAAGAGCUUUUUGACGAACUCAUGAUGCACAAGCAGCGGCUGCUUGAGUUGUUCCAGGUAGGACAGAGCAGUCAACAGGAACAACAAGAGCUGCGAAGUGGAAGGAUCACGAUCAAUGGCAGGUCAUUGGCAAUCAACGCGGAUUUUGCUCAGCAGGCAAUAUUCCUCGCUCAGCAGCUUAAAUCCUCCGAGAAAUACAUCGCGAGCAUACUGCAUUCCGUCAUGACCGAAAAUUCAAAUAUCGGCCCAGUUGGUUGCAUGGAAGCCACAGUCGUCGAAUAUCACCAAAGACAACGUCAUCUGGUCGAUUGUCUGCGUUACAUCUUUGAGGCUGCAGAGUUGGCUGAGUUGCCAGAGGCACCGCGACUUUACAAGCGACUGGAAGCUUUCGCUAGGCUGGAACUGGUUCCACCUACACAAGGGCCAGGGGGAGAGAUGUCACUGGCAUUGCGAAUAUUUAAGGAGCUGGAGAACCUGGGGAACACAGUUGCACGGGCACAACAAGCAAAACAAAGUGCCGUGAGCAAUACGGUAGCUCCUUCCGGUGGUUCACCCACUCUGGGUUACGACAUCCUCAGUGCACGCUGCGACUCACUCAAAUACGAGAGACGAUACCUUGCCACUGUCUACUUCCAGAUCGCCCGUCUUGGAUGUCUCACGGUAUCCGAUAUCCGGACAUCCCUCGACUGGCUAUCCGUGAAUCCUAACGAUGCUAUGACAUUCUAUGUCCUCACCGCCAUUCUGGCUGCCUUUGAUUUGGUGGACCCCUCUUCUGUCGGUGGCAAGAAUCGCCAACGGCUGGCUACAGACAACACAAUGAUAACAUACAUGAAGCAGAAGCUCUCCCGCACUACCGAAUGGAAGGAUACUGGGUUGAAAGCAACCGUGUUGCUGAAGUGGACUCUCCUCUUGACAGAGACCCGUCACCGAGACCCCUCUCUGGAGGCCAGGGAGGGUUUCAAAACAUCAGAGCUUGAGACUCAGAUUUGGAACGCCGUCCAGGGUGAUGCAUUUACGUACCUCACCACAGCGCUUAUCCAGCUGCAGCAGAGGUCCAGAACCUCCCCAGCCACGUCGUUCGCAGCCUUCAUUGAGCUUACCCCUGAGCAGGAGCAACUAAGAGAACCACCUCAUGAAGACUUUAAGCUCGCCGUUCUGAAUGCUUGCGAUGCUCUCGUGCGCUCGGUUAUCACCUAUGCAUCCUCAGAGCUACGCAAGAUCAAGCAGCGUCAGGAGGACAUCGUUCUCGCCAGCGCACGUCUCUUCCGAUCGUUGACGCAUUCUGGGCCAGACUCAGACCCUCAAACAAAUCCUCGCAACGAUAUCGCCAUGUUGUACUCCUUCAUUGGUCUCCUAUACUCCAUUCUUCCUCCCGAACGAGCUCUGCAGUUCUGGGGGGCUACGCCACUCACCGAAACCCAUCGUCUCACCUAUCUGGAGCUCACGGAGACCAAUGCAGGCAGACUUCCUUCCUUCCUUCAAUGGGCAGUCUGGUCCACGCAAACUCGUGAUGUUAUCAUGUCCACUGCGUUAUACGAUAUGUUGUCUGGUUUGGCAAAAGGCCAACAAUGCAGCGAGCUCGCAUAUAACUUCCUUGCUAGAGGUGGUGUAGAAGUCGUACCGGGGAGCAGCCUAGCUGGAAGCUCAUCGCACUACAGCGCUGGUUCGGCUGUGUCCUGGUUGAUCAUAUUCGCUCUGCUAGAAUCCUGGGCAGCUUCACCCAGUAGCCCCAAGCCCCAUCCACCUCCGCAACAGAACUUGGGAGGAUCGUUCAGUGGCUUCCGGUCAUCACAUUUCGCCGAGUCUCAAGCUGCCUCCCAACAGCAGCAGCAGAAACAGGUUGCAAUAGGACCCAACGAUGUUUUACUCGCCCAAGCGUUCCUCCGCCUUCUAUCUACGGUAGUAUCGUGCUCAGUUGCUGUCCGCCUCGCGAUCUCCGGAAACUCGCACUUCAGGGCUAUUCCAACGCUGGUCUCGCUGAUACCUCUUGGGAUACCCUUGGAGCUGAAGGGAGCCAUCUUUGACGCCCUCGCAGCAUUUUGUGAACCCGGGGCGGGCGUUGCUGGAGUGGAGAUAUGCAGAUCAGUAUGGACAUUGAUGGAGCGGUUAGAAGUCAUAAACGUCCGUGCAAGUUCUUCCCGUGUCGGGGGAGUAUUGCAUCCCGUCAAGGGCGUCGAGGUGGAGCUGGACGAGGUUGAAUCAAUUCAUAAACUCUAUCCCGCUACGAUCCCCUUCCUCAAACUCCUCAGCACCCUCAUUCACACUCCCAAACGCCUUUCCUUGAAGGACCUCGUAACGGAUUCGGAGCCGCUGAACACCAUUCCUGAUGCCCUUGGUCAACCAUAUCGUCUUCCUGGGAUUGCACCUUAUAUAUCCUUCGUUAUCGACAAUGUUUUCGCUAAUAUCCCGCGGAGAGAGUAUAGGCGACCUUCAGACAGGUGGCAGAUGAAUGACUUGUGUUUGUCCUUCGUCGAGCGAGUCCUCGCGAGCUACGAUCUCGAGCUAUUGGUCUCAUCGGGUGAAGAUGUCGUCUUGAAGCGGGAGGCCAUCGUUCCCCUCCUCGUCCACCCUGGGUAUGAUGUCAUGCAGCGUCUCUUGACGACCUCGCUAUUACAAACCAGCAUCUUGACGUACAUUGUGGAUGGCAUAGAAGGUUUCGAGAAAGGUUUCGCAGAUGAAGAACCGCAUUUCAAGAAUACGAUCGUGCGUGUUUUGCGAAUCGUCCACCGCGUUCUGGACAUCCAGGAUAUCUUCCUUGAUGUGCUCGUACCGCUCCUCACAGAGUUUGAUAGCUCGCAGUUUGUCGGCGUCGCUCAUGCUCGGUCGUAUUACACGCGUUUCGAUCAAGCGCUGUCGUAUGGCACGCAGCAUAUUCCUGCGAUUGCUACGUAUGUCGUGUACCCUUCAUACCCUGAGCUCGUCCUUCUCGCCGUCAAGAUCGUCACGCAGUUAUCAUCGUCGGUCAGCAACCUGACCACCCUCAUCGAGCGCAGCAACGACUCGGAUCGCAUCCUCAGCGGUUUCAGGCAGCUACUCAGUGUCGAGUCAUUCGAUGAUGUAGAUGUUAGCGAGACGCAGGCUGAACAGGUGACCGGCGCUGGGGCUCAUGACAGAGAAGCGCAAGAACCACUCGAUCAGGCGAUACGGCUUGCCAUCCUCGAAUUGCUCAUCCAGAACUCACGUCCAAACCGACCAUUUCCCACUAUCGGCCAUUUCCUGUUAUUCGGUGGCCCAGAAAACGAGCAUCAAAUCCAAGAUCCACACGCAAUGGGUGCACGCAAAACGUGCGCCCAUGUCGUCAUUGACCUUGUCAACGCCGGCGUCCCAAGAGUGCACGCAAAAGGCAAAGAACGCGAACGCGAACGCAGGCUUGCGCGCCAAGUCGAUCCAUUGUUCAUUUCUAUCCCUGCUCUGGCAGAGCGCUGCUACCAGGUGAUCCACCAGCUCUGUGUACACCCACGGACAUCGGAGUCCACUAUGCGAUAUCUACGCACGCGAGAAGACUUCUUCGCGCGCCACCUCGCAGCCAUACCUUCCAAAGCCCCAGAAACGCACGAGGAGCCUGUCAUCGAGGUACUAUAUCAUGACGGUUCUCGUGUUAUCACCAGCGUAUCAACUCUACGAUCGUUCAUGGGCGUACGCUCUCGCGUCCUUGACCUAGUAUCCCUUGAUCUCCACGUCCUGACCCGCAAAGGCCACCACAAGGGCAUUCUGGAGGUUUUGCAAAUCAUAUUCGGCUCAGAAGUGAUGCCUGGUGAAGAUACGCUUGAUUGGGAUGUGGAUGCAUUGCAACCGUUCCAGGAGAUGGGCCAGUCUCAUCUUAGGAUCAUCGAGUCUGUCCAGUCCCUUAGCUUUGACUGGUCAGACAGCUUAGCCGUCCAUCCUGUCGAUCUGGAGCUCCUCGGUCAGCUCAACCUCCAGUCCUGCAUCCGUGUGGAUAGCACCGGGUGCGAAGUCGUUGAUAGAUCUGCGCUGUUGUCCCUGUUGACGCUCGCGCGACGUUCCCUUCACGCUCAAGGCCGAAUCACCAAUAGCGCGCACGCUGACAAACUGAACGCUGAAACCUCGUACGUCUUGGAGAGCUGUGCGAUCGAAAACAAUCGCCGUGAGGUUGCUUUUGCUGUCGCUACCGGAUACGAAGCAUGGUGGAGGCUAUUAGACAUCACCCUUACCAAGUGCUUCCAGCGUCUGCCGCACGACAGACGUGAAAACAUGCUCUUUGACUUGCUACACGUUCUACCUACUGCUAUCCGUUCCUCUGAUAUCCAGGAGCCUACUGCGAUUCUCCUUUCGGAAGCCGUGCUGUCUUGCAUCACGAAGCUGCGUGAAGAUCGACGUCAUCAAGUUAUGCUUCAGUCUGCUGGCGGGGACACUGAUGCGGGCUCUUUGCCUGCGGAGAGACUGUUUGCGCUUCUUCGCAGCAUCCUUGACUGUAUCCUGGAUAACAACCGUUCGGAGCUGGUUCGCGGCAACCUAUACGCUUCUUUGAUCAAUUACUUCCACCUCAUCGGAGGGAGUGAUCAGAGGCCUUCGGGAGAGGCGUCAAUGGAGACAUUUGGGAAGCACUCGUUAUCGAUGUCGAUGUCGAUGUCGAUGUCUCUCUCUGCAAUCUCCUCACGCGAUGAUUUGUCCCUGAAUGAAUCUCGAUCCAUCCGUGGGACGCCAACGCCUGCAACAAAUGUCUCGGCGCUAGAGCUGGCGUGCUCGAGAGACUGGUCACUGAUCGUAUCCCGGGACGCUAUCGAUGGUACUGAAGUUUGGAAGACCGUCGCUUUCAUGCUGCUAGACUCCCUCUCGCAGCUAUGCCGCUCGGACAAGUCCCGCAUGCUCCUUACAUCUUUGGUUCGCUAUGGGAUUUUGUCGAACUUCGUUCAGGGACUCAAGGAAGCGGAGUCGCAAAUGCAGUAUGUGUUGAAACCAGACCCAGAUGAUCUGAAUCCUCUGUACGUUUACGAGGCGAAGAUGUCCUUCUUGAUACGGAUGGCACAAACGAGGCCGGGGGCGGAACGGUUGCUUGAAGCUCGAAUUUUCCCGAUCCUGAGUCAGUGCGAGUUCUUGGACACGAGACCAGAAGCAGAUCAGUCGUUUAUGGACCAGGAUUCCUUCUUGCCUUCAGCUAUUCAGCGAUACCACCAGAUUUUCAUGCCGGCGCUUCAGCUUGUUGCUGGGAUGCUGACGACGUUGGGAGCUCAGCAUGCUACAGCGAGUAGUCAGGCGCUCGACUUUUUAUCCAGCCAUCGAGAGACGAUCAUCAUCCUCCUAAAAAACGAUUCUGAAGAGAUUGGGUUGUCGAUCGUUCAAGAAAUCCACCUCGUGGUAUCGCUGAGCAGAAGUAUCCUAACGCCCGUUCCGAAAUCUGAGCUGAUGUCGACAAAUUCUGGGUUUGGUGGUAUUCACAGUGCUGUGUUGGGCCUUGCAGCGAGGUGCCUUGGAAAUAGAAGCUGGAAUCAAGCGGUGAAACCUCAGACGGACACUGAAGUUUCGCAAGCUAGCGUCUUUGCACCCGGGCACGGAUCGACUACUCAAUUUGACCUGAGUUUGAGGCGCCAAGAACGGUUGCUCCUCAAGGCGAUCGUGGAGUAUCUGGGAACUGCUAGUGAAUUCACUGAACCUGAGAUCACGCUGGUGCUUUCUCCUGUGGUCACGGUCCCUCGACAUGACGAGCGGUCGUCUCGUUUCGUAGCCACCAUACCAACAGUCGGCGAUGCCAUCGAGACGCUGAAUGGACUGUGCGACGAUCUUUCAGAGACGUUGAAACAAAUAGCUGACUUGUCUGCUGAAUUGUCCUCGAGAGAUCAUAUUCGAGUCGACAAUAUCCAAGAGAUCGUCAGCGUAUCUGAUCCCGCUUUCCUGCAAGAUCUAGAUAUUACGCAGAAGAGAUCGUUGAUAUUCAGAGAGUAUGAGCGGCUCAGGAACGAGGCUCAGGAUGAGGUCAAAAACAUGCUCGGCACUACUGAGAUGGUGCUAUUGUUGCUGUGGCGCCAUCUGGUGAACUAUGUCGAGCGUGACAUGUCGAGCAGCGCUACCUCAGCGCCAGCCAUGAAUAUGAAGAGCACUCUCAGGCUUCUUCCACCUCCAGAUUCUGAUUCGUUCAAGGCGAACGCGGGCAAAAGAUUAGUUGGUGCGCUGGCGAGGUUAUCAACACUGGAUUUGACGGUGGAUACGCUGGGAACUGAGUGGCAAUCAUACCAGGGAUAUAUUGAGAUUAUGUCGCGGAGGUUGAGGGACACGGUUGGGUUGCAUGAGGCUCUGGAGUAGAUGUUUCGUUGUUGUAAUUGGUUGUGUUCUCAAAAUUAUCGCACAGUAAUACUGCGCUCAGGAUGGACUGAUUGGCCCAUGAGGAUAACUUAUAAUGAGGAAGUAGUUACAUAGUUAUCGUGCACGUGUGCGGAUGGUAGGAUACAGCCGUUCAUGCUUCGAUUCCUGCUGCGGCAACUGCUUCUAUCAUGCUUCACGUGUCACCAGAAUGAUCUACAUGAGGAUUGGAACUAGAGGUUUUAGGAGGUUUCCGAUUCUCGGUGUUCCUCCGACCUCGUCAAUAUUGAAGUCACGGAGUUGUCUUGCAUGUAGAUAUCUAUGAUAUAUUCUGAAUCAAGGACUUAGAUGGGCUUU
Molecule: messenger RNA, 6678 nt
Organism: Suillus paluster
Lineage: Eukaryota; Fungi; Basidiomycota; Agaricomycetes; Boletales; Suillaceae
Product: nucleoporin Nup186/Nup192/Nup205
Exons: 13
Coding region: 1-6324 (2107 amino acids)
Biological process (GO): nuclear pore organization
Cellular component (GO): nuclear pore inner ring; nuclear pore
Molecular function (GO): structural constituent of nuclear pore
Source: RefSeq, a predicted model, not a curated record